AUGACAGAGCUCCCGGACUCCAAAAGACAUAAAGUUAACGAAACUAACAUACUUGACAACAAAUGUGCAUAUUUCAAGCCAAAGAAUGGUAAAAGAUGUGGGUUACAAGUUAGAAAAGGCCAAAUCUUUUGUUUUGCACACAUCGACGUUGCUAAUGGAACAACGGUGAAAGAUGUGAGCACUGGGGUCUCAACCAAAGAGGCUGAAAUCACACGUACUGAUAAAAACGGGAAGAUUAUUCGGCGUGUGAAAUGUACUAUCGACCCUACUCAUACAGUGUGGGAGGAUAGAUUAACAAAACAUGUAAAAAACUGCAAUGUUGUUAAGAAAAAGAAGGAGAUUGCUGAUAUGGAAAGAAAUGUGGACUGGUUUAGUAUUGAUUACAAUGUUAAAGAAGCCAGUACAGCAGAAGCAACUAAAACUGAUGAAAAAGAAUGGAAAACAUGUAUGCACAAGUGGAUAGCUAAACAUGACUUGAUUUUCACUGAUGAGCUACCCUUAGAAAACAUUCAAUUCAAGCAGGGUUUGGAGGAAAGAUUUGCCGAACUCAGCAAUCAAAAGCACAUUAUCCAGCAAUCCAGUCUUAUCGGGCAGCUCAUUAACAACGGCCUGAUUUCCGAAAAUGAAAAUCCAGGAAUAGUCAUUGAAUUUGGCUGCGGACGGGCCGAAUUCACAAGGUAUUUCAACAGAGCAAUUGAAGAGAUAAACAAAAACAAGCCCCACUGUGGAGAGUAUCUACUGAUUGACAGGGAGAACCCAAGGUUGAAGUUCGAUAAGAAGAUCGCAGCCGAUAGUGAAGCCAAAGGUAACCAGAAUGUAAAAGUUGAGAGAUUGAAAGUUGAUAUCAAGGACCUGAAGCUGAUCGAAGCAUUACGGGGAUUUCAGAUGCAGAAGGACAGCAGCAUUGUAGGGAAGGAGUAUCUUGGAAUUUCAAAGCAUUUAUGCGGAGUGGCUACUGAUCUUACAUUGAGGUGUCUCAUCAAUACAACGAGAGACAUUUCGCUGAGCAAAGAUGAUCUACACCUCAAGGGGUGUCUGGUUGCCAUGUGUUGCAGACAUUGCUGCAAGUACGAAUGGCUGCUGACGGAGUCCAAGGACUUUCUGAGAGAGCAAUUUGAAAUUGACGAAACCAACUUCAUUUAUCUACGAAAAAUGUUUGCAUGGGCUACUAAUGGAGUUCCGCCAGGCAAAUCAAAGGACGAAGUUGGCGAUCAUUUCAGUGGCCUCUCCAUUGGCGAGCGUGAAGUGAUAGGGUUGAAGAUGAGGCGUAUCCUGGACGAAUCGCGUAAGUAUGCAAUGGUGAAGAAGGGGUUUGAGGUAAAGAUUGUCCGGUACGUUGAGAGGAACGUCAGUUUGGAGAACAACUGCAUUAUUGUCAAGAACGCGAUUUGA
This is a messenger RNA of Pichia kudriavzevii, 1392 nucleotides long. RefSeq lists its product as uncharacterized. The transcript has a single exon. Gene Ontology annotation, biological process: tRNA methylation. Bases 1 to 1392 code for a protein of 463 amino acids. Lineage: Eukaryota; Fungi; Ascomycota; Pichiomycetes; Pichiales; Pichiaceae. The record is from RefSeq and is a predicted model, not a curated record.